AUGGCAUCGUCAACAGCACCAGCAUCCCCGCCCACGGCCGCGGAGGCCCGGGUCGGAGCUCCGGCGGCCGAGGCCGCAUCCCAGAUGGAGGCGACCCCUCCAGCCGCGGCGAGUGGAGAGACUGCCGCGGCGGCCACAUCAGGAGCCAUGGUGGAGGCUCCCUCUGCAGAGCCAGCCGCGGAGCAGGUUGCGGCGACGGCAGGGGCAGCCGUAGCAGCAGAAGUCGGAGGGGCUCCUAGCUCCGGCCCCCAGCCCGCGCAGGAGGACGUGCCGGAGGUGGUGCACGGGAGGCACCUUCUCCCGAACCCGGUGGAGGUCCCUCUUCCCCGCCUCCUAGUCAAGGCCCAGCAGGCGAUGGAGGAGGCAGAAGCGGGCUUCUGGUGGGAGUGGGAGAGGCUAGAGGCGGAGUGGCUUCGGCUCUCCGACUAG
This is a messenger RNA of Panicum hallii, 429 nucleotides long. Its product is annotated as ice-structuring protein-like. The transcript has a single exon. Lineage: Eukaryota; Viridiplantae; Streptophyta; Magnoliopsida; Poales; Poaceae. The coding region runs from base 1 to 429 and encodes 142 amino acids. The record is from RefSeq and is a predicted model, not a curated record.